Messenger RNA from Drosophila busckii, 650 nucleotides. It is a transcript of the gene Srx, whose product is annotated as putative sulfiredoxin. The transcript is spliced from 2 exons. Gene Ontology annotation, molecular function: sulfiredoxin activity. Gene Ontology annotation, biological process: cellular response to oxidative stress. Bases 59 to 559 code for a protein of 166 amino acids. Lineage: Eukaryota; Metazoa; Arthropoda; Insecta; Diptera; Drosophilidae. The record is from RefSeq and is a predicted model, not a curated record. Gene Ontology annotation, cellular component: cytoplasm.
AAACAAGUUUGAAUGCGGCGCUAGCACAACGAGUCCAAUUUCUAAUUGUAGGCGCGUCAUGAACUUCAUUAAGCAUUUCAUACUGCCACCGAGCAGACGCUGCCUCUACCGCUGCAGAGCAACGCCAACUCCAACGCCGCAGAGAGCGCUUGCAACAGAGAGCAACAAUCACUUGAUUUCACAACAAAGCAAUAACUUACAUCAAAAGAACAUGGCCUGCCUGGAUACCACCGUGCACUCCGCUGGCAUUGCCGAAGUCCAUGAUGUACCUAUGGAAGUUAUCAAACGACCAAUACCGUCCGUUUUGGAUGAGCUAAAAGUGCAAUCACUUAUGACCACCAUCAACCAGGAGAGCAGCGAGGCUGAGGUGCCACCAGUGGAUAUCUUGUGGAUUGUCGGCAGUGAAGGUGGCAAUUACUAUUUUAGUUUUGGCGGCUGUCAUCGCUUUGAGGCCUAUAAACGUCUAAAUCGGCCCACAAUCAAGGCAAAAUUAGUGCGCUCUACUUUGGGUGAUCUUUAUCAUUAUAUGGGCUCCAGUGCGCCCAAGUAUUUGGCGUAAAAUUGUUAACACUUUCUCGAAUACUUUUGUUGUUGAAACUGUAAUGCAAAUGAAAAUGUUAUAAAUUUAUUAUGAUUGUUGCGCUCUAUGA